AUGAAGCUCCCAAAGAAGGCUAGUGUUGAUGGCUACGACACACAGUCCAUCGUCAGGGAGGUGCAGCAGCCUCCAGCGACGCAGGAAGUUAAAAGGAGUGAUAGAAACUGUAAGAGGAAGCGGGAGGCAGAAGGGAGCAGCAAGGACAAGAACGGAAACGAGGGCAAGAAGAAUAACAAGGUUCAGGGCGGCAGCAAGAAGAGCAAGAAGAGUUCGAAGAAGGCGAAGAAACGGACCGUGGAAUCCAAGGACGGUGACCCUCGGCACGGCAAGGACCGGUGGUCAGCCGAGCGUUACGCCGCAGCAGAGAAGAGCCUGCUCGACAUCAUGCGCUCCCGCGAUGCCCGCUUCGGCGCACCGGUGAUGCGGCAGGUGCUGCGGGAGGAAGCCCGCAAGCACAUCGGCGACACCGGCCUCCUUGACCACCUGCUCAAGCACAUGGCUGGCCGGGUGCCGGAAGGCAGCGUUCACCGGUUCCGUCGCCGGCACAAUGCGGAUGGUGCCAUGGAGUACUGGCUUGAGCCGGCCGAGCUUGCUGAGGUACGGCGACAGGCCGGUGUGUCUGAUCCAUACUGGGUGCCACCGCCGGGAUGGAAGCCAGGUGAUGACGUGUCCCUCGUCGCCGGCGACCUUCUAGUCAAGAGGCAGGUUGAGGAGCUCACCGAGGAGGUCAAUGGCGUAAAAAGGCAACUGGAGCAGUUAAUGUGCAAGGACGAUGGGGACUUUGAUGCAGAAAGAGCCUACAAUUCAUUGAAGGAGAAGUACCAGCGUGUUGUGAGGGCUAAUGAAAAGCUUGAGAAGCAGGUGAUUUGUUUGAAGGACAUGUGUGAGAAUGUAGUUCAGAUGAAUGGUGAGCUGAAGAAGGAGGUGUUAUCCUUCAAGGAGCAUAUAGCUGACAAGAAUGAUAAGUUAGAGGAGCAGAUUACCUAUCUCUCCAACUCCUUCCUUUCUUUCAAGGAUCAGCUGGUACUGGCUCUGAAGAUGGAAACAGAACGUCAGCUAGAACUGGCUCCUAGUGAAGCUGUUCCCCGCACAGCACUGUACGUUGGUUCCGGUGACCAGAUGAUCCCCCGGACAGACGGCACCGUCAUCCAAGGCGGCCAAGACAGGCCGGUAAGGAAGAGCAGCUUCCGCGUCUGCAAGCCACAGGGCACGUUCCUGUGGCCGAGCAUGGCGUCCGGCAUGACCAUCAGCGGGGGCGCCAGCAGCAGCUGCCCGGCCGCCGCCACGCCAGUCCCGGGGAUCCCUCGCAGCACCAGUUGCCCGAGUAGCGCCGGGCCGGGGCUUCCGCGGUCGUCGCGAGCCCCAGUUGAGGUGAUGGCGGCGGCGGCCGGCCUGGACGAGCACGUGAUGUUUGGUGCCCUCUUCUCUACGCCGCCCUCAGCGUCGUCCACCAACGCCGCUGCCGCAGCUGCCAAGCCGCAGCUGUCCCUGCCCAGCCCGAGGUCGCCGCUGCAGCCACAAAAGCUGUUUGGCACUGUUACUGCUACUGCUGCUUCUGGGUUUAGUCCUCAAAAGCUGAUGCAUUUCUCCGGCCUGACUCGAUUCCAUGUCGACGUCUCGUCGUCAUCGUCCGGGGCCUGCGGUUCCAGCCUGUUGGAGGGGAAGAGAGUCCUGUUGGAUGCAGACGCCGGCGGGAUCAGCGUGGUGGGCACCGAGCUGGCCCUGGCUACUCCAUCCUACUGCUGA
Messenger RNA from Miscanthus lutarioriparius, 1689 nucleotides. Lineage: Eukaryota; Viridiplantae; Streptophyta; Magnoliopsida; Poales; Poaceae. The record is from the annotation of a GenBank genome assembly.